Messenger RNA from Penicillium taxi, 864 nucleotides. Its product is annotated as thioesterase family protein. Lineage: Eukaryota; Fungi; Ascomycota; Eurotiomycetes; Eurotiales; Aspergillaceae. The transcript is spliced from 2 exons. The record is from RefSeq and is a predicted model, not a curated record. The coding region runs from base 1 to 864 and encodes 287 amino acids.
AUGUCUUCUAUCAACGCGACCUUUGAGGAUGCUAUUCGCGUUAUCCCGCAAGGGUCCAACAAAUACAGUGCUCAUCUCCGCCCAGAGUGGUGCAUAGGAACUGUUCCCCAUGGUGGCUACACAGCAGCAGUGAUCUACAAACUAGCUCUUACCCACUUCUCAUAUGCCCAUCCAGAGCAAUAUGACACCCCAGCUACGCCAAUAUCACUCCAACUCUCCUUCUUACGGCGCACAGCUGCCGGUCCUACGAUUCUAGAAGUUGAGGACUUAAAGCUCGGCACUCGGACAAGCACAAUCCAGGCCAAGCUAUUUCAACCCUCAGAGAAAGACCCAGGCCGACUCGAGCUCAAACUCACAGGCUUCAUCACUGUUAGUCCACCAAGUGCGGAGGUAGGUAUCAGCGCCUCAACAGGCUGGAAGCCAUACCCAGCCACACCGCUAGGCUCCUUAGCAGAUGGACGCGUCAAUUUAUCAUCGCUGGCCCAAAUAGGCCGCGACGGCGCCUGGAUAAAGCUCAACACACCAUUUCCUGAGUUUCGGCGUGCGGGUACGCAGGUGGAACUAUAUGGCCCCAGCAAGAGAUUUACGCACCUGGAACAGACCGAGUCAAUGGUUGUAGAUCAAUGGUCACGAUUCCGGCCGGGUGGGGAUAAGAGUGCGCGGUGGACUGAUGCUGCGGUAGUCUAUCUGACUGAUAUGUUUCCGAUGGCCAUGAAUGGGUUUGAUAGCGUUUCUACGACGGCUGUGGCGAAAACCCAGGGCACAUCUUCAGGGAAGCAGGUAAAAUUCUGGUAUCCGACUGUCACUUUAAACAUUGAAAUGAAGAAGCAUCUGCCUACUGAGGGGGGUGGAGUGGCUAUAUAG